CUUAAAUUUAUGACAAGCAAAAGUAUACUCAACUCCAACUUUUGCGGCCUUGCUUUUUUUUAGUGGUUUUCAGUGCGAGUCAAGUAGAACCCUGUCAAGAUAUAUUUAAUUUGUGAUUGUUUUUUAUUUUUCAAAAUAACAUCUGCAGCACAAUAAUGGCACAAGUUGUUCCAGACCUAGUUUCUCUUCAAAAUCCGGUUUUCCGGUCAUAUUUAUUUUAUUGCAGUAUUUUAGUAAUUAAAAUGAUGGGUAUGGCUAUCUUAACCAGUGUACAAAGGUACAAAAACAAGGCUUUUGUUAACCCAGAAGAUGUGAAGAGCCUUAAAAUCAAACCCAAAACAGAUGAGAAUGUGGAAAGAGUCAGAAGGGCACAUUUAAAUGAUUUGGAGAAUAUACCAAUAUUUUUUGUCAGUGCCUUUUUGUACAUGAUGACUAGUCCAACAGAAUACAUGGCAAAAACUCUUUUCUUUGCAUUCACUGUAGCAAGAAUUGUUCACUCUAUUGUAUAUGCUGUUGUUAUCAUUCCACAACCAGCAAGAGGUCUCUCUUUUGGAAUAGGAUUCCUAAUUACUGGGUAUAUGGCUCUCACAACUUUGUUACAUGUUUUGUAAAGCAUUGAAACAUAUUCCAUAUAUGGUGCAGGUGCAAUCAAAAUAUACAUUGAAUUUAUACUUGUUUUGUGUUAUUAUUUGAGGACUAUCACCAGG
Phaedon cochleariae (mustard beetle) is the source of this 707-nucleotide messenger RNA. NCBI's taxonomy places the organism in Eukaryota, Metazoa, Arthropoda, Insecta, Coleoptera, Chrysomelidae. The record is from the annotation of a GenBank genome assembly.